AUGCCUGCAUAUACUUCUGAGACCCGUUUCCCGAUACCCAACGAGACAGCUCCUAAACUUACUAUCACCCUAAAUGUCUAUAAUUGCCAACUGGUUGAAGCAGCAAAAACUGCUGUAGGUGAUGCUGAAGCUGCGUUUUCGACGAUGCACGAUCUUGAAGACUGGAAAGGGGCGCUUGAUAACAUCGAAUGGGUUAUAGGUUUGAUGCACCCAUACACCAAGAUAGCAUGGAGCGCUGUGACGUCAAUCACCCAGGCGCUUUCACAACAACUUCAACGUGACGAAAACAUCAAAAAACUCAUCGAAUCACUGCGUAGUUCAUUUGAUUUGGUCCAAUCCGAAGACCUUUUGAAGGCUAUUACACCAAACUCUAACCAAGCGCUUAUACUCAAAGUGAUGCUGCGACACAUCGGGUUAUGUAGUGAGUUCAUUCAACAUUACACAGAAGACAAACAGUUUGCGACGAGACUGGCGAGAAAUCUGUUUCGCGGAAUUUCCAAAGAAGUUCAAGACCUAUGCAACACCCUUGCUUCUCUACGUCAAGAUUUACUGGACAACGCUCUUAUUUCCACACAGAUCACCGUCGAUAAAAUUCAACGAAACAUGGAUAUAAUACCAAAACGUCUUGCAGACUUUGAUAUUGACUCAAAGCUGGCUGAACUACCCUACAAAUCAGGUUGGCGCUCGAUUUACAGUGUCGAAAGAAGUGGCUGCCAUCCAGGGACACGGGUUGAUCUUUUGGAAUACGUCACUCGAUGGGUCGACGACCCUUCGUCGAAACCAGGCCUGGCUCUUUUCGGCCAAGCAGGCACGGGAAAAUCAACCGUUGCUCACGAGCUUGCCCUACGCUUCCAGCUGUGCGAUCGUCUUGCAUCAUACUAUUCCUUCUCCCGCAGCGAUAAAUCCAAACACGAGGAUCAUAGUCUUUUGACGACUAUCAUUCACGACCUCUGCAAACGUUACCCAUCCUUUAAAGCAGCCGUAGGAGAGCGCAUCAAGGUUGAUAUAUCACUCCGAACCACGAAUAGCCUCGAUUUGCUAUUUGAUUCACUACUAAUGGAUGCAAUGUGGGAGGUAAAUGCUGAAUAUCCGAUCCUUAUUGUUAUCGACGGCUUGGACGAAAGUGCGAAUCCACUGGGUAAAACUGGACUCGCUGCCUUUCUCGCUCGAUUUCUUGGUUCACUUCCCUCAUAUUUUCGCAUUUUUAUGACUUCCAGGUUAGAUGGAAAUAUUAGACAAUUAUUAGCCAACGCGCAAACAGGGGCAUGCGAGGCCUUGGACAUCAACGACCACCGAUUGACCACGACUGAUGACGACAUACGACGCUACUUCCAAGAUCCAGAGAAUCUCACUCCUCGUCUGUACCAGCAAUACGGAGAUGUGCUCGUCGAGAAAUCAGAGGGCCUCUUUCAAUGGGCAUCGGUGGCCUGUAGACAUAUUAAAGAACCUCCGCCUGGGUGGACAGAAUCCGACUGCCUGCGCGGCCUGCUUAACCCAAUAACAAGGGAGAGCAAGGAAUACAAACACGAACUCAACCGCCCAUUAUACGCGCUGUACGAUAGCGUUCUUUCAGGGUACUUUAGCACUGAAAUUGCACGCCGCCGAUUUCGAUCUGUCAUAGGCCAUCUCCUGGUUGCGCCCGUGCCCUUCUCUGUCAAGUCUCUUACAAGUUUGCGACAAUUUUCUUCGUCUCCGGAUCAGGAUGAUCCAGACUCUGUGCUUGCAAUUGUCAAGCACCUUGGCUCUUUGUUGAGCAACGUGGCAUCAUCAGAAUACCAUGAUUUACCCAUUGUCCCCCUCCACACCUCUUUUCGCGACUUUCUCACACAUGGAAUCACGGCAAAUAACCCUUUUUUCAUCAACCUCAACUCCUCCCAUCGCGAGUUGAUAUAUGCCUGCUUAAACGUCAUGCUACGGGAACUCAGAUUCAAUAUAUUCGGCGUCUCCACAUCUUACUUUGCUAACACUGAAAUUAUGGAUCAUGCUCAAAUCGGAACACGCAUUUCGCCAGCUUUAUUUUAUGCGUGUCGUUAUUGGUACAAACAUUUGAAGCGUCUGCCGUUCGAUGAUUUCAUUUUUAAACAAGUCCAGUCCUUCCUUCAAGAAAAGUUUCUAUUUUGGCUGGAAGUGCUCAGCAUAGCAGAUAAAUUGCCUCUCGCCAUGCAAGCCUUUGUAAUGUUGAGACGAUGGAUAGCUUCAAAUUCGGGUGUCAAUACAGCUAGCAACCAGUUUAACGAACUCGCAACAGAUGCAUUCAAAUUCUUACGCUAUUUUGCAACGCCCAUUUCACGGAGCGUAGCCCAUAUCUAUCUAUCCGCCUUGCCAUUCACGCCGACUUCAUCCAAAAUAUAUCAAAUUUAUGCCUCCCAGUUCUCCAACACUGUUGCACUUGAGUUUGGUCGACAAACUGACUGGCCCGCACUGGAAUUGUCCAUUAACACACAAAGCACCGUUUACUCAGUAGCCUUCUCCCGAGACGGACAUUAUAUCGUAACCGGCGCCUCUAACAGCACAAUAUGCCGAUGGGAUACUACGACGGGCAGAAUGGUAGGUGAACCGCUCACCAGGCACACCGGUCCAGUGAACACAUUGAAAUUAUCUCCAGACGGACAGCUGAUGGCGUCUGGCUCAGGUGACGGAACAAUCUGCAUAUGGAACGCAUCAUCUUGGGAGCUGGAACGAGGGCCACUGCAAGGACACACUCAGGACGUCUAUUCCGUCGAGUUUUCUCCCGACGGACAGUGGUUAAUCUCUGGUUCAGAAGAUGCAACUAUUUUGAUAUGGAAUGUGACCACAGGAGCUAUACACCAAGGACCUUUUACUGGACACUCGAAGUGCAUCAACUCAGUUACAUUUUCCCCAGACGGGGCGACCAUCGCGUCCGCCUCGUCAGACCACGAAGUCCGUGUCUGGAGUGCCUCGAACGGAGAGUUGAAGCAGACCCCUUUUACUGGGCACACUCGUGAGGUGAUGUCGGUCAAAUUCUCUCCAGAUGGGCAGUACAUCGUUUCUGGCUCCAAAGACAGAACUGUCAUCGUAUGGAACGUGUCCACUGGAUUAAAAGAGCAAGGCCCCCUGAUUGGACACAUCUACGAUGUAACCUGUGUAGGAUUUUCAUCCGAUGGCACACGCAUUAUCACUUCAUCAUACGAUAAUACAGUUCGAAUUUGGAACAGGAAAACAGGAAGACUUGAGCAUAUCCUACACGGGCAUGUUAAUUGGAUCUACUGCCAUGCGUUAUCUCCAGAUGGUCAAAGAAUUGGCUCUGGGUCCGAAGAUAGAACAUUUUGCAUAUGGACAAUACCUGGUACAGAGCUUGGGUUUGGCAAUGAAGGACGGGCUUUGGCUUCUUCAGAGAACAACACCGUUACCAGACAUACAGACACAGUUCGCUGUGUCGCGUUUUCACCUGACGGGAAACACAUCGUCUCUGGUUCUGACGACCGCACGAUCUGCAUAUGGAAUGCUUCGACAGGAAGGCUCGAGUCAGGUCCGAUAAAACACCAUACUUCAACUGUGUUUUCGGCCGUGUUCUCUCCAGACGGUGAAUGGAUCGCAACUGGCUCUGGGGACAGAUCUAUUCUGUUAAUCAAUCCAUUCACAGGAGAACGAAAGGGAUAUCAGGAACCUGGAUCUGCCAAUGCCUCGUCAUCGGAAAACUUACCUUUCACUGGGCACACGGCAUACAUUCGAUCAGUCUCAUUCUCGCCUGACGGGCUUAGACUUGCCUCAGGAUCUCAUGAUCAAACAAUUAGAGUGUGGAAUGUGAACACGGGUGAAUUGGAGUUAGGCCCACUCAUAGGACACAACGACAAAGUAGUUUCUGUGCAAUUCUCACCGAACGGCGCGAUUAUUGCCUCUGGAUCGUGGGAUGCCACUGUGCGCUUGUGGGACUCGUUAACGGGAGAGUUAAUAAAAGAACCAUUGAAAGGGCACAAAGGCGGAGUCACCUCGAUCGCCUUUUCACCAGAUGGGACGCAAAUCGUUUCCGGGUCUAGUGACCGUACUCUUUGUGUUUGGAAUGUAUCGACAGGGAUAUUGGAACGAGGGCCACUUGCAGGACACACCAGCUUCAUCGCAUCAGUAACAUUCUCUCCAGAUGGUAGCCAAUUUGCCUCGGGUUCAGAUGACUUGACAAUACGCGUAUGGAAUGCGUUAACGGGAACCCUUGCAUACGUUUUACCCACCGGGCACACUGAUAUCAUCCAUUCUAUAGCCUUCUCGCCAGAUGGUACUCGAAUCGCUUCUGGUGGACAGGAUUCCACCAUUCGCAUCAUGCCUGCCUGCGCAAUCAGCCCAACUGGAACAGAAAGUCAUCUCAAUAAUUCAUCUGUCAUCGACCCUGAUGGAUGGAUUCGCGGAGAGCACAAUGAACUCGUGCUUUGGGUUCCAUCCUUGCACAGAGCAGGUUUCUAUCGCCCUUCGUUCCCUAGUCUAAUCAUCGGUGAGAACCAGUUUCGGUUUGAUACGUCGAAAUUCGUUCAUGGGGAGAACUGGACUGCAUGUUAUACUGGUCAUCAUAUUUAA
Molecule: messenger RNA, 4527 nt
Organism: Psilocybe cubensis
Lineage: Eukaryota; Fungi; Basidiomycota; Agaricomycetes; Agaricales; Agrocybaceae
Exons: 7
Coding region: 1-4527 (1508 amino acids)
Molecular function (GO): protein binding
Source: RefSeq, a predicted model, not a curated record